Molecule: messenger RNA, 2395 nt
Organism: Saccoglossus kowalevskii
Lineage: Eukaryota; Metazoa; Hemichordata; Enteropneusta; Harrimaniidae
Product: AP-4 complex subunit epsilon-1-like
Biological process (GO): intracellular protein transport; vesicle-mediated transport
Cellular component (GO): membrane coat
Source: RefSeq, a predicted model, not a curated record
GUAUAACAGCGCUAUCUGCUGUAAUAAAAGUGAAUCCAUCUUAUGCAUCUGAGCAUCAGCUUGUUGUUAUUGACUGUUUGGAUGACCCAGAUGAAACCAUUAAAGUGAAGACAUUGGAUCUUCUUUUUAAGAUGACAAAUCAGAAAAAUAUUGAAGUUAUUUUUAAAAAAGUGCUUGAGUAUCUUAACACUGCCAAGGAUAACUACAUCAAAAAAGACCUGGUUGCAAAGAUUACUGAUUUAGCUGAGAAAUAUCCUUUUUAUGCAAAUCAUCUUAUCAUACUUGGACAUGUUCUUCCAGACACAGAGGCAGUGGAAUAUGACAGAGAACUGAGACUGAAAGCUGUCGGUGUUUAUUACAGACUACUGAGAAAAAGAAAAUUACCUGAUGCACUGAUAAAAGUUGUUUGCUGGGUGCUUGGAGAGUUCUCCUAUUUAGAUGACUCUGUUCCCAAGACAGAAGUGAUAGAAAGUUUAUUCAAAUUAUUAGACGACACUUACACCGAUGACAGCUACACAUGUUGGAUAUUCACUGCAAUUAUGAAAAUAACCUCACAGAGUGGAGUGUUUAGUGAUGUCGUCAAUGAUGUCAUAAUAAAGUAUAAAGAUAUAACUACAAAUACAGAGUUACGACAGAGAGUGUGUGAAUUUGAUAAACUGUCACAUGAUGUGGAGUUAAUGAGGACAAUUCUACCAGUACCCACACACCACAUUGAGAUUGAUUCCACCCUGUCAUUUCUUGAUGAGUAUGUAUCAGAUGCUUUGGCACAGGGAGCAGCAACUUAUAAACCCAAACAACAAAGACAACUACAACCAACAACAACUUUAGUGAGUAAACCAUCUUUGUGGGCUGGAUUGAAUUUUAAACCAUAUGAGAGUCCAACAGCAUCUGCAGCUAGUACACUCUCCUUGUCAUCGUCACCGCAUGCCUCACCUAUGAUGGUAGUAGCUCUGGAUCCGUCAUUGAGUUCAGGAUCUUCUGACUCCACCAAUCUAUUGGAUAUCAGAACACCUGGUCUUAAUCUUAAAGAUGUCAAGAAAGUUUGGUCUAAAGAAGGAUACUCAAAGUCCUCUAAAACCAUUGCCAUCAAGGGUAAAGAACAGCUUAAAAAAUCAAACCCAGUAACUGAGCUAAACGCAGUAGAAAAGGUUACACCCCAAAAUAAAUCUCUUCCAUUGACAACAGAGUCAUCCCCCACAUCACUUGAUAUAUCUGAUGAGGAGAUGAGAAAAUUGAAACUUGCAAAUGCAUUGUUCAGUGGAGUGACUUCUAAUACAACACCUAAACAGACAUUGGGGAGCAGAGCAGGCAGACUUUUUUCACAAGAACAAAUACAGCAAAGAAACACACCAUUUACAGAUGUUCUCAUAGAGGGCGUGCGAAAAUCACCAACUGAGAAUUCAAGUAUUGAUUUAUUAGCUGGAAUUGAUUUCAUGACUGUUGAUCAGAAAGAGAUUGAUCGUAUUGGUGUCAGCAGUGGUGACACUGCCGGUGUGGAGUGUGCCACUGGUUCUACUCAAAAUACAAAACUAAUAGAUGUGGUGUUAUCACAAACCCAUGGAGACAUUGUUGGUGAAGUACAGGGAGAAGUUGACAACAAAAAAAGCACAAGAUGCAAGCAAUUCGAUUCACUUCAAGGAAAUCUAACAUUGGAGUCAGAUUUUAACAGUGUGCACGCUGGUGACCAUAAACAUGUUGAAAACAUUUCUGGUCUUAAGGAUCUUAAUAUAAACACUUUUAGAAACAAUAAAUUAACUGUUAGUAUAAAGACAAGUGAUGUUUUGAGACCUGGAGAAAAUAUAUCAUCACACGAUUCAAACACUGACAGUGUGAUAUCAUAUUCAGACAACAAUGACAAACUCCCACAAACAAAGAAAUCAGUUUUAUCUGAACAAUCCUUACUGACUAAAGAUACGGUGACUGUCUCUAAUGUUGGUCUACUCGACAGUGAAUAUGAUGAUCCGCAAAAUGAACAAGAACCAGACCAUUUUGCUCCCAGACUUCCCCAAGAUCUAAAAGGAUUUGAUCAUUCUAAGGAGUAUAGCAAUUUGACAUCAGACUCUAUAUUACGGGUUUUAUCGACAAAAGUCUGGAAGUCAGAUUCUUUAAUAAUUGUACUAUUUCUACAAAAUCAGAGUAUACAUGCAAUCAAGGAUGCAACAGUGAAAGUUGAUGUUCCAUCUAAUCUUAAGGCUGUCAUCGAUGGGAAUGAGUGCAAUUCAAUAACUGUAUCUGAAAUCAUCGCCAAUUGCUGUCAGUCCAGCAUAGUCACUUUUACUUGUAUAGCGCCCUCACUCAACAUGGUACUCGGUGGUCAAAUAUGUUACAAAGAUAAAACUAAUACUUCAAAAAGAUUGUUUUUUAACUUGUCUAUUUACAUGACUGAUUUAUUAAG